This is a messenger RNA of Notodromas monacha, 3309 nucleotides long. The record is from the annotation of a GenBank genome assembly. NCBI's taxonomy places the organism in Eukaryota, Metazoa, Arthropoda, Ostracoda, Podocopida, Cyprididae.
UCAUGUCUCGUUUUGCACGCAGGUUGAGUUGGUUGUUCGUUUUCCUGCUUCGAUUGGUAAUCUUUUUGUUGGUGGUUCUUGGAAACUUAAAAUGAACACUGUUUCUUCCGGUGUAAAGCGCUUCAAGCGUGGGGAUAUGCUUGCUGAUGUAAUGCCAUUCGCUUUUGUCACCCUUCCGCAUGCAGGUCAUGAGAUCUGUGACCAUUGCGCUGAGACUGCUGUUGCAGAUUUUCGCUGCUUGGAGUGUCACAUCGUGAGCUAUUGCGGUGAAAAGUGCCAGAAGGAGUCGAGGAAGUUACAUGAAUUCGAGUGCGAAGUUCUGAGCAAAACUGAGGAUUUCGUGCCAUUCGUCUUGACUCAUGCACGUCUUUUGGUCAAGGUUCUUCUUAGGAUGGAGUACGAAGGCGGAUUGAAGAAGUUCAAACUAUGUCAUCCGAAUCACGCGCUGACCAUUCAUGGCAUGCGAUCAGACAUUCAACGGUAUGAUCUCCGCGAGGCUCCGUCUCCAUUCUUGUAUGUGAAGGAAAUUCUUGACAUCGUUUGCUCGAUGUACAAAAAUCGAGAGAAGAAGAUGCCUGCUGUUCCGAAGCUCAUGGAUGUCUACAAACGCUUGGUGUUGAUCUCGAGGUUUGUGGUGGACGUUCACGGAAGUCAACGAGGAAGGGCGGUUUACCUCGGACUUUCGGAAAUUCAGCAUUCCUGCGAUGCCAACGCGGUUACGAUGUUUUCGAAUGGAAAGUUGAGGAUACGAGCUUCCCAGGAUAUUGCCGGGGAUCAAAUCAAAGUCAAAUUCGCCCCGGACGAGUUUUUGUCGACCGCUGAGCGACGAAGGAACCUUUAUGUGUUCUUCGGUCUAGGGUCGUGCGAUUGCCGUUUUUGUUUGGAUACGGAUCGGGAUGGGAAGAUGACGGCGGCUUUGUGUUUGGAGUGCGGUGGCGCCGUUCCGAUGCACGUGGACUAUGCCGAAGAACUCCGAGAGUUUGUUUUGACUAGCGGACGAUCGAACUGUUCGUCCUGUGGCGCGGAGGCAGAAUGUUUUACCUUCCCCGAAUUUGUUGAAGCCGUUAACGGCGCCGCGGCCUUCUUGAGCAAUUGUGCUGCCGACUUGGAGGAGUCCGUCGACAAGUGGAAUCGUCAGCUGGUGAUGUCUUGCAAAAUGUUGGAUUCUUUGUUGACGGUUUUCCAUAAGAACAAUAUCUGGAUCGCCCGCAUCCACCAGGUUGCUGUCCGAGCCGCAAUAGCGUUGAGACAGUGGAAAAUUGCGCGAUUUCAUGCUCAAGUGGUUGUGAGAAUUUACACAUUAUUCACGACCAAGGAUGAUCUGUUUCUUGCGAUGCAAAACUUGACGCUCGGCAAACUCAACUGGAUGUUGGGUGACUCGAACUUGGCCCGGAACCUGUGGAAAGUUUCUAAGGAAACUUUGAAGGAAUUUCACACCGAUGAUGAUCCGAAUUACCUUAAGGAUAUCAAACCCUUUAUAGAUCCUGGUGACGAGCCUUUGACUGAAGAAAUCUUGCUGGCAUCUUUUCCGUUGAAAUUGUUUUCACAUCCAGAUGCGACCAUGAGAGAGUUGACGAAUCCGUCUGGUAAGCGACCGACGUUGAAGCCGGGUGAGAUUAUUCUCACCGACAAGCCGUUCGCGCACGUUUUAGCAAAUAAGUUGAGGAAAGAAAGAUGCGAUUGGUGUCUCGCCCAAACGAGUGUGAAGCGAUGUUCAGGUUGUCAGUGGGUGUAUUAUUGCGGGAAUAUUUGCCAAGUCUCUGCAUGGAAGCGGGACCACAAGUUCGAGUGUUCGUUGAUCAAGAAGGCAUCACCCAGGGAGCUUCCGAGUUUUGCGAGGCUCAUGGUCAAAAUAUUGUUCAGAUUGAAGAAAGGCGAAGACCUCGAAGAAGGGAAGAUUUCGAAAACAAGGCGUCGUGUUUUCAGAGAUUUGAUGUCACACUAUCCGGAGAUUAAAGAAGAUCCACGCCGACUUGAGCAUUUUCAAGCUGUUUCGAAAGUACUGGAGGACUUCUUUAGACAUUCUGAUUUUGUUCUUCCAAAUGCUUCGGAACUUCUGGGAAUUUUCGGCAGGAUCUCCGUGAACUGCUUCAACUUAGUGGACGGAGAAUUCACUGUAAUUGGCAGUGCAGUCUACUUGGCCGCAUCCAUCUUCGACCAUUCUUGCGACCCAAAUGCAGUCGCAAUCUUCAAUGGUCACAACCUGGAAAUAAGAUCUAUAAAGGAAAUCCCCGAUUUCGACUUGAAUCGUGUAUUCAUCUCUUACAUCGACCAACUGCAAAGCACGGUGGAUAGGAAGCGAGAAUUGCACUCUGGUUACUAUUUUAGCGCUGUGGAUUUAUCUUUAUGCGUGAUCCCGGUUCAAGCUUGUCCAAAGCGUCGAUUCCCGAUCCCGUUCCUCUUUGAAGACAAGCUGGAGGAAAUAGAAUCCGAGCUGUGUGCCAAGUGCCAUAAAGAAAUCUCCGUUGAAGCAAUCUCUGACUUUCUUGACGUUCAGACGUUUUCCCGCGAGCAACUGAAGAUUAUGAAAGAUACGACGUAUUUGGACGUUUGUCGCGGAGUGCUCAACCGUCAGUCGAAGCUCUUUCACCCCGUGAACAUUUGGAGAAUCCGAACGCUGGACGCAGCUUUCGAUGCUGCGAUUAAUUUGGAAUUGUGGUCCGAAGCUUUAGAAUAUGGACGUCUGUCAUUGGACGGUUAUCGAGAAUAUCUGGGAUCUCAUAACCCAAUGUAUGGACUCCAACUGCUGCGACUUGCUAAGUUGGAAUUUUUGCUCAACGAAGACGCUGAAGCUCGUGAACACGUGAAAACCGCUGCAAGAAUCCUCUCGAAUUCGCACGGAACCAAUCAUCCAUUUUAUUCGCAACAAGUGCUACCUCUCAUCAUGCAAGCUUGCACUUUGGAUACAAGUUGAACAGGUCUAAUCCCCAAAAAUAUUACCAUUGGGGGAGCCUCGAGAUGUGGACUUUAUUCGUGCUUACACCUUGCCCCUUCGUCGGAAUGUCCGUAACUCGGAUCGCGGUUUCCCAUAGGCUUCAACGGGAUCAUAUUCAAUUGAUUAUGCUGUUCAUCGAACACUAUAGGAAUAAAGUCUCCAAAAUUGAAUAAAAAUUGAUUUAUCAACUUAAAGAUACAGAGAAUAACUCUGCGGAAGAAAAUCACAGAAAACGUGAUCUUCUUGCAUUUGAAGGAGCUUAAGAAGCAAAGAAAAAGAGCAAGUCUACCUAUAUAGCGCACAAGUGAUUAAAAAAUCUCUAAAAAAAAAGCAGCGCAAAAUUAGUCUUUUUUGGCCAUGAGUUAGUCCGUGAG